Molecule: messenger RNA, 1139 nt
Organism: Seminavis robusta
Lineage: Eukaryota; Bacillariophyta; Bacillariophyceae; Naviculales; Naviculaceae
Source: the annotation of a GenBank genome assembly
GACGUUGUAAACCGGACCUGAUUGAUUCUUACAUCAUCCAAGCACCCAACAACGCAACAACGCAACCAACAAGCAUCCGAUCCUCAAUCGACUUGAUUGUUGUGUUGGAAGUGUCAACCAUGGCCGGCCGUGUUACUAUCCGCAAAGCGGGAGAGGUGGUUUCCACCGGCGCCCUUCGCGCUGCGGGUAGCCAAACUCCUCUGGCGACGCCUCGUGCCGUCUCCAAAGAGGAAGCUCCCUUUAUUGCUCCCGCUCGCGAAUCGACCAAGACCACCAUGAUGCCCUGGAAGGGCUGGGUCCAGCGUUUCAUUGGAGAUACCUUUGGUGAAGAUCGUUUGAAGCAAUUCCGUCAGAAUGUCUUCUUCAUUGAAGACGAUGUCUACGAUCUCAACACUCCCAAUCAGAGUAAGAAGGUUCCCAUUUCCAAGACGGAUCCAUCCAUCACGGCCCAGUAUCGUUACCCGAGCCCUGGAUCGCAGCCAGCCGUUCGUAUCCCCGACAUGUACGAUGAUGAGGAUCCCUAUGACUCGGGAUACUUCAAGAGAGAUACUCGUCGACGCUACAAUUUCUCCGAGUUGAAAAACCCUGAAACGGAAAAACUCAAGCUCGAAUACAUGGACCAAAACGAUCCUACCGUCCAAGAAGCCAAGGAAGAAUUGAUGAACGCCAAGCCGGCUUCAUCUCCUGGUAACCAGGGUCGAUUUGCUACUGGCCCCACCAAGUUUGACCCUACCGGAUUGCGUGCUACCAUGUCUGUCACUUGGGAAGAAACCGAGAAAAGUUUGGAUACAUUCAUGCCUGAUCACCUCCCAACUCCUACAUGGGUGGGCAAGGAAGACGAAGUUGCCAAGUGGUACGAAGAUCGUGAUUUGCCCGUUCCUUUCGGAGCUCCUUACGAAGGCUUGAAGGUUCCCGUAGAACGUCGUGUUGUCGUCUGGUAGGUCGGAGUGUUCCCUGGCUGGUUCCAAUCUCUCUUAGGCACGCUUUCUGGAAAAGCAACAGUGUCGAUCGCCGUUGAGGUCAGUGAAUGGAGCAUAGUCCAUAAUACUAGUUAAUAUAAACAAGUGUGUAGCUAUUGCUCGGAUACCUUUAGAAGUCAAUUACUAAUACUGGUGGUACCGUAGAAGGCACGGAAUACG